UCUUCGUUCUAGGGUUUGUGUGGAUGCAUGCGCCAUUGUCGAGGGAACAAUGUCGCAUUUCGGACGUGCCGGCCCGCCCGACAUACGGGAUACGUACUCGCUUCUCGUCCUCAACAUCACAUUCAGAACUACCGCCGAUGAUCUCUACCCUCUCUUCGAUCGCUACGGCAAAGUUGUGGACAUUUUCAUCCCCAGAGAUCGCAGGUCUGGUGAGUCACGAGGAUUCGCAUUUGUACGCUACAAGCAUGUGGAUGAAGCACAAAAGGCGAUCGAUAGACUGGACGGUAAGAAUCUGAACGGACGUAACAUCAUGGUUCAGUUUGCAAAGUAUGACAAGAACUCUGAAUCAACAUAUUGUGGAAGAAUAACAACGUCCAUAUGCAGCAGGUCACGGAGUCGGAGCCCGAGACGACCAAGUCGAUACAGGGAAGAGUAUGGACGAGGGAGGGAUUAUCGCGACAACUUCCGCGGAAGAGACAGAUACGAGCACGAACGAAGCCGGGACGAUCACUUUUAUGAGCACGAUCGCAUGAGAGACAGAUACGAGCGCAGAGAUAGACACGAACGUGACUACAGGCAUCAACAUGAACGAAGCCGGGACUCACACGACGUUGGUCGGACCAAAGAAAGAUACGAGCGGGAUCGCUUUGAUGCCGAGGUUGGAAGAGGCGGCCGAAGUAGGAGCCGGAGCAGGGACCGCUAUGCAGAAGAUGAUCAUCGCGAGGCAAGAGGAAGGCCCGUCGAACGUACUAACUCGUCACCAGCACCACUAAGUCCUGCUCCAGCUCGGUUAUCGAGUCCUGUCCGGGAAACAGCGUUGGGAUCACCAAGGCCAGUGACGACGGCGAACAGAGACGCAAGUCCUUUGGAGCAAGCAAGGAAAAGCGAGCGGUCUCCAGUCCGAAGUUUGUCGCCAGAGAAAAGCUACUCCAAUGGAAAGCGUGAAGCUUCUCCAGGACCCGUAAGUCCCGCUGGCAUCGGCGUCGAUAUCCAGAGCCCCUACAACACCGACCCCGAUGAGUCAUAAUCUCGAUGCCUACGAGACGCUGUCCUUCUAGUUGUGGUAGUCAUUUAGUCGUCGGAAUGACACUUUUGAAGGUUUGGACUGUAGUCUCGUGUUGCAGAUUUGUGAGCUUGCAUUUGUUUUUCUGUUCUUUCAGCAUCUAAUUUUGUGCUGGGUUUUAAAUAGUCUGCUGGUGGCUGUGGUGGUGGGUUCCAAGGGGACUUUGGUGCUGUACGGUGGAAACCUGUGCGGUUUAGAAUAGGUCUGUACACUUAAGUUGUUUCGUUUUUCUCUUUUUCUUCCUUUUGGUCUGGACUAACUGUUCCAGCACAAGUUGGUGUUUGCAGGACAUUUGUUGCAGCAAGAAAUUUGUGGUAGGUUUUCUUUGCACAUAAUAAUGUAGUGGUGACAUUGUCACCCGCUCCAAAACAAGCACUCCAUAUGCUCUUCUGUUGACCAAUUUCUCAACUCAACUGGCUUAAGUUUAAAUGGUGUUGUUCUGGAUUCAAACAUGUAAUAUAAUGAACUACAACUGGUUUAAAAA
This is a messenger RNA of Selaginella moellendorffii, 1547 nucleotides long. Its product is annotated as serine/arginine-rich splicing factor SC35. Bases 50 to 1027 code for a protein of 325 amino acids. Lineage: Eukaryota; Viridiplantae; Streptophyta; Lycopodiopsida; Selaginellales; Selaginellaceae. The transcript is spliced from 9 exons. The record is from RefSeq and is a predicted model, not a curated record. Gene Ontology annotation, molecular function: RNA binding.